Messenger RNA from Coniosporium apollinis CBS 100218, 1023 nucleotides. RefSeq lists its product as uncharacterized. Bases 1 to 1023 code for a protein of 340 amino acids. Gene Ontology annotation, molecular function: iron-sulfur cluster binding. The record is from RefSeq and is a predicted model, not a curated record. Gene Ontology annotation, biological process: iron-sulfur cluster assembly. Gene Ontology annotation, cellular component: cytoplasm. The transcript is spliced from 2 exons. Lineage: Eukaryota; Fungi; Ascomycota; Dothideomycetes.
AUGGCGCCUUCAAUCACGAUAGAAAACACCUGCGACUUCGACUUUACCCCUCCUCCGCCCACCAUGAAAGCGGCCUCAAGCCUGCGCACGCUGCUACUUGCACCGCCGUCAAUAUCAGCGCACCCGGAGGCGCUCAAUCGCGUCAUAGAGGCCCACGACCGCACUCUCACGGACAUUCAGAUGCUAGAUCGUCUGGCCCUGGGCCUCGUUUCCCUUCCCGCCGCCACCUACGACGUUGUUCUCCUCCUCACCGAUGCCGAUGGAACAAGGGUAGAGAGCCAGAGACUUCUUGGGAGAGACGUCAUGUCAAAGUUGGUACAGGCGCUCAAGGCUGGCGGGAGGUUUAGGAGUCAGGACGGCACGUUUGGUCUGGAUGGCGCGGAGAGGACAGAGGCCAUCUUGGCCGGUCUAGUAAGCGGAGCAGACAGUAUGGUGAAGCCAGAAGACGUAGGGAGCGCUGCUGUACCGCUGCGACUUGGCAGGAAGAAGGCAGACACUGCAACAAACGGAGUGGCGAAUGCCAACGGCGCGGUGCCACUCACAUCAAACGGCAAGCGGAAGAGCAUGUCAGAUGAACCGAUAAGGCCGGCUGGUGUGGGCUUUGUGGAUUUCAGCGACGAUUUCGGCAUGCCGAUAGUCACCGGCGAGGAUGACGAGCUUAUCGAUGAGGACGAUCUCUUGACGGAAGCAGAUCUUGCUCGGCCUAUCACACAACCUCCCGAGUGUCGGCCCAAGGCGGGCAAGCGCCGUCGAGCCUGCAAAGACUGCACUUGCGGAUUGAAGGAGAAGAUCGAAGCAGAAGAUGCCGCUAAGCGAUCGGCCGCCGAUAAUGCUCUCAACGCCAUGAAGCUGGAUGCAGAUGAUCUGGCGGAAGUCGACUUUACGGUACAGGGCAAGGUCGGCAGCUGCGGCAACUGCGCUCUUGGUGAUGCGUUCCGCUGCGAUGGCUGUCCGUACAUUGGACUGCCGGCGUUCAAGCCUGGCGAGGAGGUGCGGCUUCUCAACAACGAUGUACAGCUUUGA